Molecule: messenger RNA, 1248 nt
Organism: Babjeviella inositovora NRRL Y-12698
Lineage: Eukaryota; Fungi; Ascomycota; Pichiomycetes; Serinales
Exons: 1
Coding region: 1-1248 (415 amino acids)
Biological process (GO): lipid metabolic process
Molecular function (GO): oxidoreductase activity
Source: RefSeq, a predicted model, not a curated record
AUGUCUUCUCAAGUCAAAACCAGUGGCUCGUCCAUCGGCGAUUCCGCCACCAUCACCAGAAAGGGCAAUGUCUCCGGCUUUUCCAAACCAAAGGAAAACAGCGCUAUCGAUGCCUUUGGCAAGACAUUCAAUGCGCCAAUGUACACCAUCAAGGACAUUUUGUCCGCGAUCCCGGCACACAGUUACGAGAGACGUCUCACCACCUCUUUCUACUAUGUAUUCCGUGACAUUGCUAUGAUGGCCACUAUGGGUUAUGUCGCCAACACCUACAUUGCGGUUUUGCCAUUCGCUGCGUUGAGAUUUGCGGCCUGGUUUGCCUACGUGUUUGUCCAGGGGUUGAUUGGGACCGGGGUCUGGGUUUUGGCCCAUGAGUGUGGCCACCAGGCCUUCUCCGAUUACGGCUUGGUCAAUGACACCGUUGGUUGGAUCUUGCACUCAUACCUUAUGGUGCCAUACUUCUCCUGGAAGUACUCCCACGGGAAACACCACAAGGCUACCGGCCACUUGACCAGAGAUAUGGUGUUUGUUCCAUACACCAAGGAGCAGUACCUCAAGAAGCACAACGUGACCUCCGCCAUGGACUUGGUCGAGGAAGCCCCAGCCGUUGCCUUGUGGAGUCUCUUCUUGCAGCAGUUCGGUGGCUGGUGGGCGCACCUUUUGUCCAACGUCUCCGGUCAGCCGUUCCCAGACACCCCGGCCUACGCCAAGUCGCACUUCUGGCCAUCCUCUAAGAUCUUCGACAAGCGUGAUUACUGGUUCAUUGUCUUGAGUGAUGUUGGUAUCGCCUCUAUGCUUUUUGUCCUCUACAAGUGGUAUCAGAACUUUGGGCUUUUCAACGUUGCCGUCAACUGGUUCCUCCCAUACUUGUGGGUCAACCACUGGUUGGUUUUCAUUACCUACUUGCAGCACUCUGACCCUAAGAUGCCUCACUACGAGGCCGAGCAGUGGAACUUUGCUCGUGGUGCCGCUGCCACCAUCGACCGUGAGUUUGGUUUUAUCGGUAAGCACCUCUUCCACGACAUCAUCGAGACCCACGUCUUGCACCACUACGUGUCAAGAAUUCCGUUCUACAACGCCAGAGAAGCGACCGUUGAGAUCAAGAAGGUCAUGGGUGAGCACUACAUGUACUCUGACGAGAACAUGUUUGUCGCGUUGUGGAACUCUAAGAGAUGGUGCCAGUUUGUGGAGGGUGACAAUGGGAUUAUGAUGUUUAGAAACUCCAACGGGUUGGGUGUUGCUCCGAAAUAG